CUGGGGCACAGGGAAGCAUCUAGUUUGUAGCCCUGACUAGGAGGUUUGGAGGGCAGAGGAUGGAGACCUCAGUGGACACUGGAAAGGACAUUCCAGUCCUGGGCAGGAUCCCUGUGCCCUCUGGGCUCCCCGUGUUUCUUGGUAUCGGGAUAAGCAGUGGGUGGCAGAGGCAGGAGAGAGAUUCCUGCCAGCUGCGGAGUGGCACAUCCCCGCUAGCUCCUGAUUGCUGUCAGCCCUGCGGGAUGUGCGCACACUGUAGUGCUCAGAAUCCUGGGAACCCCUAGGCUCCGGAGCAGCCCCGCAUGACAGCCAAGAGCACCUUGGAACCGCCCACCCACCUUCGUAUAGUGGGGACCCAGCCACCGCCCAGCCAGGCAACGCCUCACUCUGUGGGCUCGCAGGACUGGCUCACGAAGCCUGGGCAGCUGCGCUGGGGCCGUGAGGACGAGCUCACGUGUGCGCAGGGAGGAGGCGAGGCCCCGCCCCGGGGCGGAGGGCUCAGGAUUAAAGGCCACAGGCAUCGGCUGGCCAAAGGCUGGAGAGCAGUGGGGACGCAGGGGGCGAUGCCUCCACACAGAGGCCCCCUGUGGGCUUUGCUUGUGGUGCUGGUACUUGUGCUGCCAUGGGCUGGGGCCAUCGAGGAGGAGCAGGGUGGAGCCAGCCAGGGCUUCCAGAUUGUCACCUUCAAAUGGCACCAUGUCCAGGACCCAUACAUCAUCGCGCUCUGGAUCCUUGUGGCCAGCCUGGCCAAAAUUGUGUUCCACCUGUCCCACAAGGUCACCAGCAUCGUGCCUGAGAGUGUGCUGCUCAUCAUGCUGGGCCUGGUGCUAGGGGGCAUCGUCUGGGCGGCUGACCACAUCGCCUCCUUCACGCUGACGCCCACGGUCUUCUUCUACUACCUGCUGCCCCCCAUCGUGCUGGACGCUGGCUACUUCAUGCCCAACCGGCUCUUCUUCGGCAACCUGGGCACCAUCCUCCUGUAUGCAGUCAUCGGCACCGUGUGGAAUGCGGCCACCACGGGCCUGUCGCUUUAUGGUGUCUUCCGCAGUGGCCUGAUGGGCGACCUGCAGUCCGGGCUCCUGGACUUCCUGCUGUUCGGCAGCCUCAUCGCAGCGGUGGACCCAGUGGCUGUCCUGGCAGUAUUUGAGGAAGUCCACGUCAAUGAGGUCCUGUUCAUCAUUGUCUUUGGGGAGUCACUAUUGAACGACGCUGUGACCGUGGUCCUAUGCAGUGUGUUUGAGUCUUUUGUGACACUGGGUGGUGACAAGGUGACAGGUGUGGACUGCGUGAAGGGCAUAGUGUCCUUCUUUGUAGUGAGCCUGGGGGGCACACUGGUGGGGGUGGUCUUCGCCUUCCUGCUGUCCCUGGUGACCCGCUUCACCAAGCACGUGCGCAUCAUCGAGCCUGGCUUCGUCUUCAUCAUCUCCUACCUGUCCUACCUCACGUCUGAGAUGCUGUCCCUGUCAGCCAUCCUAGCAAUCACCUUUUGUGGCAUCUGCUGUCAGAAGUAUGUGAAGGCCAAUAUCUCAGAGCAGUCAGCCACCACAGUGCGCUACACCAUGAAGAUGCUGGCCAGUGCGGCAGAGACCAUCAUCUUCAUGUUCCUGGGCAUCUCCGCCGUGGACCCCCUCAUCUGGACCUGGAACACGGCCUUUGUGCUGCUCACACUGCUCUUCAUCUCAGUGUACCGGGCCAUCGGUGUCAUCCUACAAACCUGGAUCCUGAACCGGUACCGAAUGGUGCAGCUGGAGACCAUCGACCAGGUAGUGAUGUCCUAUGGUGGCCUGCGAGGGGCUGUAGCCUAUGCCCUGGUUGUGCUUCUGGACAAGAAGAAGGUCAAGGAGAAGAACCUGUUUGUCAGCACCACGCUGAUUGUCGUUUUCUUCACAGUCAUCUUCCAGGGCCUGACCAUCAAGCCCCUGGUCCAGUGGCUGAAGGUGAAGCGCAGUGAGCAGAGGGAGCCCAAACUCAAUGAGAAGCUGCACGGCCGGGCUUUCGAUCACAUCCUCUCAGCCAUAGAGGACAUCUCAGGACAAAUCGGACACAAUUAUCUCAGAGAUAAGUGGAGCAAUUUUGACAGGAAGGUCCUCAGCAAAAUCCUCAUGAGAAGGUCAGCCCAAAAGUCUCGAGAUCGGAUUCUGAAUGUUUUCCACGAGCUGAACCUCAAGGAUGCCAUUAGCUAUGUGGCUGAGGGAGAGCGCCGUGGGUCCCUGGCCUUCAUUCGCUCCCCGAGCACUGACAACAUGGUCAAUGUGGACUUCAGCACACCACGGCCAUCUACUGUGGAGGCUUCGGUCUCUUAUCUACUGAGGGAGAAUGUGAGUGCUGUCUGCCUGGACAUGCAGUCCCUGGAGCAGCGGCGAAGGAGCAUCCGAGACACAGAGGACAUGGUCACCCACCAUACACUGCAGCAGUACCUGUACAAGCCAAGGCAGGAGUACAAGCACCUCUACAGCCGGCACAAGCUGACACCUAACGAGACCGAGAAGCAGGACAAGGAGAUCUUCCAUAGGACCAUGCGCAAGCGCCUAGAGUCCUUUAAGUCAGCCAAGCUGGGCAUGAACCAGAACAAGAAGGCAGCCAAGCUGUACAAGAGGGAGCGUGCACAGAAGCGGAGGAACAGCAGCAUCCCCAAUGGGAAGCUGCCCAUGGAGAGCCCAGUGCAUAACUUCGCCAUCAAGGAGAAAGAUUUGGAAUUUUCGGACCCUGAGGAGGCCCCAGACUAUGAAGUUGAGGAGAGCACCGGAGGCAUCGAGUUUCUCGUCAAAGUCACAAAGGACACAGCCUCAGACUCCCCAGCAGGAAUUGAGAACCCUGUGUUCUCCCCGGAUGAGGACCUGGACCCCAGCAUCCUUGACAGGGUGCCACCCUGGCUGUCCCCAGGGGAGACUGUGGUGCCCUCCCAGAGGGCUCGUGUGCAGAUCCCCCAGUCUCCCAGCAACUUCCGCCACCUGGCACCAUUCCACCUCAGCAGCAAGUCAGUGGACUCCUUCCUGAUGGCUGACAGCUCCAAGGAGAGGACCCACAUCCUCCCUGAGUCCACGCACAUGUAACUGGUGCCCCAACCCUAACGCCUGUUCUCUCUGAUGCUUCCUCCAGGGCUCUCCUGGACUCACACUCUCCAGCUCUCUCCAGCAAUUCUUCCUCCUCUAGAUCCCAGCUUCCAGCUGCAGACUCUGCUGACAAACCAGUCUUUGCUUCUCCUUAGGACACAGAGAUCCAGAGGGCAUGAGGGCUUGUGUUUGCAGGUUGCCCUGGGGAGAAUUCACUUUGAGUCUGUCAGCUGGGUCACACGGGUGUCUGUGGCCGGCCUGAAUCUCAUUCACUCCGGCCCAGAACAAAGGAGCAGGGAGGGCAAUGUGCAGGAAGGGGCCCUGGAAGGAUCCAGGCACAGGAGAACGCCCAGGACAGAGGCAGUAAGUCUCUUCUACCUCGUACAGGCAGGGUGCAGGGAAGGUGCAGGAAGGCUCUGCCCAUCAGCUGGCUGCCAGCACCCUUGCUGGGGCUCCUGCAGAGCCGGACCCAGGAGGAGGUGAAGAGCCCGCAGAGAUCUCUGGCAGCACGAUCUUAGUCAUUCCACGUUGUUCUUUGGGUGCAUUAGGUAGCUAGAAGUGUAGUAGAUGGGUGGGUCUGGCCCACAUGAGGUUUCAGGCCUAUUUCAAAUGGAGGAGGGAGUUUUUCUGCCUAGUGGACGCUGGCAGAGGCCGUGGAUCUGGCCCUUCACUAAGGCACCCCUUGGGCCGGGCCACUAGGACUUGGGGACCGUGCAGCCGGGAACCCACUGCUGCUCUACUGCCUCUUGCUGCUCUUCCUCUGGACCCCGCUUGUCCCUCCCCCGUGUCCUCCUCUGUCCUCGGAGUGGGUGCGGCUUGCGCAGAGGGGCGGGCACAGUCGCGGGCUAGCCGGAACACGUCGCAAGACACUGCAGGGACCCCCUCGUCCUGGACCCCGCGUUGCUUCAGCCUCACACCCUGCACCCCACAGGUGACACC
Messenger RNA from Fukomys damarensis (Damara mole-rat), 3992 nucleotides. It is a transcript of the gene Slc9a3, whose product is annotated as solute carrier family 9 member A3. Gene Ontology annotation, molecular function: sodium:proton antiporter activity. NCBI's taxonomy places the organism in Eukaryota, Metazoa, Chordata, Mammalia, Rodentia, Bathyergidae. The record is from RefSeq and is a predicted model, not a curated record. The transcript has 16 exons. Gene Ontology annotation, cellular component: brush border membrane; apical plasma membrane. The coding region runs from base 303 to 3053 and encodes 916 amino acids. Gene Ontology annotation, biological process: regulation of pH; sodium ion transport; proton transmembrane transport.